AAACAAUAACGUCAUUAUUUAACAACACAUCCGUGAUUGGUCCGCCCCUCAGGUUAAACUUAAAAGCCCAGGUUACCCCAGAAAUCUGUAUCGCAUAAUCACGGUGACAAUGAAGCUGAAGAGCUGGGAUCAGUGGCUGGGCUAUGUGCUUGCGCUUCACUUCCCGACCCUAGUACUCUGGGGCGACUUUGGGGCCAUGGCACUGGACAAUGGCUUGGCGAGAACACCUACUAUGGGCUGGCUGCAUUGGGAGCGUUUCAUGUGCAAUGUUGACUGCCAGGAAGAGCCGGAUUCAUGCAUCAGUGAGCAGCUCUUUAUGCAGAUGGCAGAGCUCAUGGUCUCAGAUGGCUGGAAGGAUGCAGGUUAUGAGUAUGUCUGCAUUGAUGACUGUUGGAUGGCUCCCCAAAGAAAUUCAUUAGGCCAACUUCAGGCAGACCCUCAGCGCUUUCCUGGAGGGAUCCGCAGACUAGCUAAUUAUGUCCACAGCAAAGGACUGAAGCUAGGGAUUUAUGCGGAUGUUGGAAAUAAAACUUGUGCAGGCUACCCUGGGAGUUUUGGACACUAUGACAUUGAUGCUCAGACCUUUGCUGAGUGGGGAGUAGAUCUGCUAAAAUUUGAUGGUUGUCACUGUGACAGUAUAAAGCAUUUGGCAGAUGGUUAUAAGUACAUGUCCUUGGCCCUGAACAGAACUGGCAGAAGCAUUGUAUACUCCUGUGAGUGGCCUCUUUAUAUGUGGCCCUUUCAUAAGCCUAAUUACACAAAAAUCCGACAGUACUGCAAUCACUGGAGAAAUUUUGCUGAUGUUUAUGAUUCUUGGGAAAGUGUGAAGAGUAUCUUGGAAUGGACAUCUUCUAACCAAGAGAAAAUUGUUAAUUUUGCUGGACCAGGGGGUUGGAAUGACCCAGAUAUGUUAGUGAUUGGCAACUUUGGCCUCAGCUGGGAUCAGCAAGUAACUCAGAUGGCCCUCUGGGCUAUCAUGGCAGCUCCUUUACUCAUGUCUAAUGACCUCCGACACAUAAGCCCUCAAGCCAAAACUCUACUUCAGGAUAAAGAUGUGAUUGCCAUCAACCAAGACCCCUUGGGCAAGCAGGGGUACCGCCUUAGAAAGGAAAACAACAUUGAGGUAUGGGAACGACCGCUCUCAAACUUAGCCUGGGCUGUAGCUAUGACAAACCUACAGGAAAUUGGUGGACCUCGUUCUUACAUCAUCUCAAUUGCUUCCCUGGGUAAAGGAGUGGCCUGUAAUCCUGGUUGCUUUAUCACACAGCUCCUCCCUAUGAAAAUGGAGCUUGGGUUCCAUGAAUGGACUUCAAGCUUAAAAACUCGUAUAAAUCCCACAGGCACAGUUUUGUUUCGGCUAGAAGCAAAAAGAAGACUGCAUCAAAAAGCUUAAAUGUACUUUAA
This is a messenger RNA of Urocitellus parryii (Arctic ground squirrel), 1404 nucleotides long. It is a transcript of the gene Gla, whose product is annotated as galactosidase alpha. Gene Ontology annotation, cellular component: cytoplasm. The record is from RefSeq and is a predicted model, not a curated record. Gene Ontology annotation, molecular function: alpha-galactosidase activity. Lineage: Eukaryota; Metazoa; Chordata; Mammalia; Rodentia; Sciuridae. Gene Ontology annotation, biological process: oligosaccharide metabolic process; glycoside catabolic process.